Cylindrotheca closterium is the source of this 1764-nucleotide messenger RNA. Lineage: Eukaryota; Bacillariophyta; Bacillariophyceae; Bacillariales; Bacillariaceae. The record is from the annotation of a GenBank genome assembly.
AUGAGUCGGAAGCCUCAACCUACCUCCAGACAAAAGGGGAUCACUAUGGAGGAUUUGAAGAGGCAAACCGCAAUUCGGUUGGCUCAAGAACAAAAACAACAUGGGAGGGGAAACGAAGAAACCAUACUAAUGCCACAACCGCAACCGCCACAGCAACCACCACCACCCCCAAGUCUUGUGCAAAAUCAGGGAUAUCCUCACAAUCGAGUUCCACAACAGGGGGAAACCCAUCGGGACCAAUACACGGGACGGGAAGUUCCACCACAACAUCGCCCACAAUACGUACCACCACCACCACAGUCCUUUCCACAAAAUCAAUACAAUCCUCACUAUCAUCAUCAAAGCCAAAGCUAUCCAAACUCACAAUAUCGACCUACUGGAGGUUAUUAUGAUGACAGGGGAAAUGCUGGAAUGCACAAUAUGCGACACCAAAAUAUCCAUCAAGGACGUGAAAUGAUGAACAAUACUGCCUACGGUGGUGGAGCGAAUCGAUUUCCCCGGAAUCAACCGGACGCUUUCAAUCCCAACAAGCUCACUCACGGUCUUACUGUCCAAGAGUUGAAGCAAAUGACCCAGGCUCGACUGCAAGCAGAAGCUGCGGAAAACGUCGAUAAUGAUCGUCUAUCUCCGCUGGAUUUUGACUCUUCCUUGCAAGAUCCACCACGAGAACGGACUGAAUCCACCAAUUCCAUUCCAUCUCUGGUCCAAGUGGGUCAAGGAAGCAAUGGACGCCAAGUCCAAGGAUCUCCAGGCUCGAGACAAAACUUCAACCAAGAAUAUGGUUUGUUGCCACCACAACCACAACACUCUUGGGAUGGCAAUGUGCCACAACAGCAUAAAAUGGAUUCCCUGGAUAAUGCCAGCACUAAUUCUUUCAACAACAGUGUCAUUUCCGAUAACCUUGGAUCCGAGUCUGCCUUUUCAGGCGGAAUAGGUGUGUUGUCUCAAUCCGACAGUGACUUUUCCACGGGUCAAUUCAAUCGUUAUGCGAAAGAGAACAAUGGAAGGUCUGGAAUGGUUACAGCUGCAGUUUCGCCGGCUACUGCCAAACAAAGCAUGUUUAUGUUUGAUGCGGCAGUGGGUGGAAACAGGCGCCGUGCUGCAACUCUGUCCCCCAACCCAGGAUCCAUCUUGGAAGACCGACCUCAUUUUGAUCAAGAUGUUGCCAUUCCACUUUUUGAUGGACAAGACUUGGCCAUCCCCAGCUUUGCUUCGGCUGGUGGUGCCUCGCUUUUAGCAGCCAGAUCUCGAGCCAAUAGUUCUUCGGCUGUCCUGCCUUCGGAUCAUGUUGCUGGUGAUGAUUCUCUCUUUGGGCUAGCAGAUAGUGGCGUGUUUGGCUUUGAUGAUACUCCGAACCGUGCCAGAACGGAAUCUGCAGUGUCGCUGCCACCCAUGUCACAUACUGGCGAUGAGUUCGGGAUGGACAGUAUCUUGAGCCAACAAAUGGUAUCGCAAGGCCGAGAAGGUCCUGCGGUUGGCCACAACUCGGCCAGCAGCUUUGGAGACAAUCGGCGACUACGAGCACCACCAGGCUUUUCCGAUGGCUUUGGAUUUGCUGCCGCUGGUCGCUCGAAUUCGAAUCGAAGCACAUUUACCUCUUCGGCAGUAAAUGAGCUCGCGGAGGAUAUGGGUUCGCUCUUUCACUUUGCUGAAGGUAGCAACAAUAGAGAACGUUUGAACACCUAUCCUCAGAGUGCCAAGCAAACUCCCGAGUACAUCUCCGAAGAGUUCUUUUCCAAGGAUUUUGGAACUUUCCAAUAUUAA